AUGUCCCUAACAUUCUACGACAUCGCCCUGGCCCCCCCAGCAGAAGAAUCCUCCUGCUCCCCAAACCCCUGGAAAACCCGCUACGCGCUCAACUUCAAAAAAGUCCCGUACAAAACCACCUGGGUGCCGCUCCCCGACAUCCCCGCCGUCCGCGCGCCCCUCAACAUCCCCGCAUCCCGCACCUUCGCCGACGGCACGCCCUACCACACCCUCCCCGUAGUAUCCGACCCAACAACCAGCACCACAGUCGGCGACUCCUUCGAAAUCGCCGUCUACCUCAACAAGCAAUACCCCACCUCCGGCCACGGCGACCUCUUCCCACCGCAAGACCUCGAUUUCGACUUCACCCCGGACCCCAACCUCUUCGCCCCGAUAGCCGUAGCAGACGUCCCCAGCGAAGGCCCCAUCCCCGCCUACGUGCGCUUCAACACGAACGUCGAUGGCGUCUUCACCGCGCACACGCAGCUGAUCGCCGGCUACUUGCCUCUGGACCCGGCGCGCGCCGACGAGACGAAGAAGACCUUCGAGGAGAGGAUCGGCCUGCCGUGGGACUCGCUGAUGGCGCGGGGCGAGAAGAGGACCGAGUUGCUGGCGUCGUUGGAGGGCACCUUGAAGACGCUGGCGGAGAUGUAUCGCAGGGAUGAGACGGGGCCGUUCUUGUUGGGCGCUAGGCCUACUUAUGCGGAUUUUAUUGUGGGUGGUUGGUUGCGUUUGUUUUAUGGUGCUUUGCCCGCGAAGGAGUGGGAUGUUGUUAGAAUGUGGUAUGGGGGGUUGUUUGGGACUUUGCAUGAGGCUUUGGGGGCGUUUGCGCAGAUGAAUUAA
This is a messenger RNA of Penicillium nucicola, 822 nucleotides long. RefSeq lists its product as uncharacterized. The transcript has a single exon. The record is from RefSeq and is a predicted model, not a curated record. The coding region runs from base 1 to 822 and encodes 273 amino acids. NCBI's taxonomy places the organism in Eukaryota, Fungi, Ascomycota, Eurotiomycetes, Eurotiales, Aspergillaceae.